Molecule: messenger RNA, 981 nt
Organism: Prunus armeniaca (apricot)
Lineage: Eukaryota; Viridiplantae; Streptophyta; Magnoliopsida; Rosales; Rosaceae
Source: the annotation of a GenBank genome assembly
AUGUCGACGGAGACGCAUCUUUUUCGUAGCACAGUACUUAUUACUACGGAAAGUCGAGAAACGGUCGUACCCGAAACUACUGUAAUCCAAAUCAGUAUGGACGACGGGUUUCCGAUCAGCUUGAAGCUCUUCAACCAUGUCAGAGGAAGCUCCGGCUAUCCAGACCUCCUAACCGAAAGAGGAGUUACGGUCCCUCUCUCUCGUCUCAAGCCAUCAGCCGAAGGCAACAGCAGGAGAAUCCGGCGUCGGUAUAGAAAGGUUCUGGCCGCCAACCUUAUCAGGAUGGGUGUCCCAGAAGAUGAACACCGGGGUAUUAUUUGGAAAAUAUUUCAGGCCGUUGAUGACGUGGCCAUCCACGGAAGCAGCCGGGAGGGGUUGCCUACAGUUACUGUCCUCAUGGUCAUGGAGGAGGUGACUGUGAAUAACUAUAAUAAUAAUAAUAUACCCCCAUCGUUAGGUUUUCGAACAAGUGUCGAAGAACCAUUAUAUUACAAGCUGCUUGGAUUAUUCUAUUGUCCUAAAUUUCCUUUUCAUAAACCUCGUUCUGAGGAUGUGGACGGUUUGGACAGGGUGAUGGUUAGGUUGGAAGAAGGGGUUAGAUGUAGGGCAUGUCUAAUUUGUGGCGAGGCCCUUGAUCCUCCUCGUCCUCUUGGAGAAGAAGAAGAAGAUCAUCGUCAACAUCAACAAAAAGAAGGGGUGCCCAAGAAGAUUAGUAUGAUUUCUCGCUUGCCUUGCUCGCAUCUUUUUCAUCAAGAUUGCAUUGUGCGGCUGUGGCUGCGUAGUAGUAGGAGCAGUCGCGGCGGAGGUUGUCCCGUGUGCCAAUUGACAAUGCUCGUUAAGGGCACAAAGGACGUGCUCGCGAAAUUUCAAACACCCUCGAGAUCGUGGGGGUUGCCGCUCACGAUAUUUACCGGCGGCAUAAUAACUGCCGGUACGCUUCUUUGCAAAUUAUUGAAGCAUCGAUCAUCAAAAGGGAAUUAA